This is a messenger RNA of Aspergillus puulaauensis, 921 nucleotides long. RefSeq names its product putative monosaccharide-P-dolichol utilization protein. The record is from RefSeq and is a predicted model, not a curated record. The transcript has 2 exons. Lineage: Eukaryota; Fungi; Ascomycota; Eurotiomycetes; Eurotiales; Aspergillaceae. The coding region runs from base 1 to 921 and encodes 306 amino acids.
AUGGACGCGAUUCAAAAGACCCUCGUCGAUCCCCUCCAGCCGUACCUCCGCCCUGUCGUCUCGGCGGUCCCGCAACCUGUCCACGAUACGAUUGUUUCCCUGAUCGGCCCAAGCUGCCACAACACGCUCCUCGUCAACCUUGACCUCGCGCAGAACCCCGAGUGCACCUCGUUGGCUAUCUCCAAGGCUCUGGGAAUUGGUAUUGUCGGCGCCAGUGGGAUCGUCAAGGUUCCCCAGAUUCUGAAGCUGAUCCGAUCCGGAUCCUCCUCCGGCGUGUCCUUUGUGUCCUACGCCCUCGAGACCGCCAGCUUGCUCAUCACCCUUUCCUACGGAGUGCGAAACGAGUUCCCGUUCAGCACCUACGGUGAAUCUGCCUUCAUUGCGGCUCAAGAUGUGAUCGUGGGAGUGUUGGUCCUGACAUAUGCUGGCCGUUCCGCGGCGGCCGCUGCGUUCAUUGCGGUCGUGGCUGCAAGUAUCUACGCUUUAUUGGGUGACACUUCUAUCGUUGACGCCGGUUCCAUGGCGUAUCUCCAGGCUGGCGCCGGAGCUCUGGGUGUCGCCAGCAAGGUGCCCCAGAUAUUGACCAUCUGGCAGGAAGGAGGUACCGGACAGCUCAGUGCUUUCGCGGUCUUCAACUACCUUGCCGGCUCUCUGUCGCGUAUUUUCACCACCCUCCAGGAAGUUGACGACAAGCUCAUUCUGUACGGAUUCCUUGCCGGUUUCUCCCUGAACCUCAUUCUCGCCGCGCAGAUGCUGUACUACUGGAACAGCCCCGCGCAGUCCAAGAAGCAACAGACAGCACAACCGAAACCAAAGAAAGCUCAGCGCAAGCCCGAGGCCGCUCCAGCGACCAGAAGAACAGCAGCCUCUCCAUCCCCGAAGCCGUCCAACAAGACACCCACCACUCGCCGACGCGGUUAG